Ficedula albicollis (Collared flycatcher) is the source of this 4141-nucleotide messenger RNA. It is a transcript of the gene NVL, whose product is annotated as nuclear VCP-like. The record is from RefSeq and is a predicted model, not a curated record. Lineage: Eukaryota; Metazoa; Chordata; Aves; Passeriformes; Muscicapidae. The coding region runs from base 29 to 2674 and encodes 881 amino acids. Gene Ontology annotation, cellular component: nucleus. The transcript is spliced from 23 exons. Gene Ontology annotation, molecular function: ATP hydrolysis activity; preribosome binding; ATP binding. Gene Ontology annotation, biological process: ribosome biogenesis.
UGCGGAGAAUUUCUACACGGAAAGGGUGAUGGACAUUGGAACGGGCUGCCCAGGGAGGUGGUGGGGUCACCGUCCCUGGAGGUGUUUAAGGAAAGAUGGGAUGUGGCGCUCAGUGGACACGGUGGUGCUCGGUCAUGAGCUGGAGUCGAUGCUCUCAGAGUAUCUUGCAAGUAGUAAAUGCGGGGAGUAUGUUGACAUUGGAAUUCUAGCAUCUGAUUUGCAGAAAACCUACAGUGUAGAUUAUGGACGAAGAAAAAGAAAUGCCUUUAGAAUACAAGUUGCAAAAGUGUUUGAAAUAAUCAGUAAUGAAAAAGAACGUGAAGAUUUGGCAGUUUUAGAAUCUGAACAUGUGGCAAAAAGAGCAAGACAACAAGAGAAAAAUGGGACUACUGGAAGUGGCACAGAUGACUCUGACUAUGAUGAUUAUCCAGAAGAUUUAUCUGCAAACCAGAUGAACAGUUCCUUGUUAAGCUUAUACAAGAAAGGAAAUCCUGAUUCUGUUCCACCCACUCCACAAAAUGACCCAGUGGAGACCUCUCCUUGCGUGAGAACAGCACCUCAAACAAGCACCCUCACACCAGGAUCCAGAGGUGAAAGAUGGAUCUCUGAUGGUGGCUGGUUCAUUGAUAAAACUCCUGAUGGGAAAGACUUCUUCAUUGACCUUUCUGAGGAUGGGGAAGGAGAGGAAAAGAGACCCAUUUCUGAGAAAUCAACAGAAUUUUCUGUCUUGGAGAGUGAAAGAAAGAAGACAAAGGGCAGGAGAGCAAAAAGAAAAAAAGGAGAAUUUGCAGAUGUAGAUGGGGAAAUUGAAUCCAUGUUACUUAAGAAAGUGAGAAAUAAGGGUUCAGAGCUUUACCACCCUUCAGUGAAGUUUGAGGAUGUAGGAGGCAAUGAUGAAACAUUAAAGGAAAUAUGCAAGAUGCUCCUCCACAUCCGUCAUCCUGAGGUUUACACCCACUUAGGAGUGGUUCCACCUCGGGGCUUUCUUUUACAUGGGCCACCAGGAUGUGGGAAGACACUGCUGGCGCAGGCAAUUGCUGGGGAGCUUCAGCUCCCAAUGUUGAAGGUGGCAGCAACAGAGAUUGUGUCUGGAGUGUCGGGGGAAUCUGAGCAGAAACUGAGGGAACUGUUUGAGCAGGCUGUGUCCAGCGCUCCGUGUGUCCUUUUCAUUGACGAGAUCGAUGCGAUCACCCCAAAGAGAGAAGUCGCAUCGAAGGACAUGGAGCGGAGGAUUGUAGCUCAGUUCCUGACUUGCAUGGAUGACUUGAAUAAUGUGGCUGCAACUACCCAGGUCCUUGUUAUUGGAGCAACAAACAGACCUGACUCUCUGGACCCUGCACUGAGGAGAGCUGGGAGAUUUGACAGAGAAAUUUGUUUAGGGAUCCCAGAUGAAGGGGCAAGAGAGAAGAUUCUUCAGACUUUGUGUCGAAAACUGAAGCUGCCUGAGGGGUUUGAAUUCCGUCAUUUGGCACGGCUGACUCCGGGCUUUGUGGGGGCUGAUCUGAUGGCCCUGUGCCGUGAGGCAGCCAUGGGCACAGUCAACAGGGUCCUGAUAACUUCUGAGCAGCACAGGAGGGAACACACACACUCUGGGGGGAGCACAGCUGAAGGAAGCCCAGGGACAGGAACAGACAUCCUGGUGGAAGAGGGCACCAACCAACCAGAACUUCCACCUAAGGAUGAAUUGCAGAGACUUUUGGGUUUGCUGAAGGAGCAGGCCCCCUUGCCUGAGGAACAGCUGCAGAAGCUGUGCAUUGAGAUGAAUGAUUUUAUUGUUGCACUGUCAUCAGUGCAGCCCUCUGCCAAGAGAGAAGGCUUUGUCACCAUCCCUGAUGUGACAUGGGCAGACAUCGGAGCCCUGCAGGAUGUUCGGGAGGAGCUGACUAUGGCAAUAUUGGCUCCUGUGCGAAACCCAGAGCAGUUUAAAGCUCUGGGCCUGACUACUCCAGCUGGUGUCCUGCUUGCAGGGCCUCCAGGGUGUGGCAAAACACUAUUAGCUAAGGCUGUGGCAAACGAGUCUGGGCUGAACUUCAUAUCUGUGAAAGGUCCUGAGCUGCUAAAUAUGUAUGUUGGUGAAAGUGAACGUGCUGUACGUCAGGUAUUCCAGCGUGCCAGGAAUUCAGCCCCCUGUGUAAUAUUCUUUGAUGAAGUUGAUGCUUUGUGCCCUCGGAGGUCUGACCAUGAAUCAGGAGCCAGUGUGCGGGUAGUGAACCAGCUCCUCACAGAGAUGGAUGGGCUGGAGAAUCGCCAGCAGGUUUUCAUUAUGGCAGCCACAAACAGGCCAGAUAUAAUUGACCCAGCUAUCCUGCGUCCUGGUAGGCUGGAUAAAACACUCUAUGUGGGUUUGCCACCACCUGAAGAUCGACUUGCUAUUUUGAAGACCAUCACCAAAGAUGGCACCCGGCCUCCCCUAGAGAGUGAUGUGAGCCUGGAGGAGAUUGCUUACAGUCAGCACUGUGAUUGUUUCACAGGGGCAGACCUUUCAGCUCUCGUGCGUGAGGCUUCUGUUUGUGCCUUGAGACAGGAAAUGGCCCUGAAGAAUACUCAAAGCAAGAAGGGAGAAAUCAGGAUUUCUCGUAAACAUUUUGAAGAAGCUUUUAGGAAAGUGAAGUCUUCAGUGUCCAAGCAGGAUCGAAUAAUGUAUGAAGAACUGCAUCAGUCGCUGUGCAGCUGAUACAUUUGGGUAAUUCCCAAAAGCUACUAACUCUACACUGGUGAAGAGUUCUGCAGUUCCUGUGCCUGUUUUCAAGAGCCAGGUUGGAAAGAAGAUGUACUAAAUCCAUCUCUCAACUUUUUAUACUGCACCUGGAAAAAAGGAAUUCACAACCGACUGCUCUAACGCAUCCUUAAUUUAACUGUCUCCAGAAUAAAAGAUACAAUACAUGCUUCCUUCUUAUAACUAUUUGCAUUUUCCAAAUGAAUGCUUUUAGUGCUAAAAAGCUAAUACUAUUCUGACCUAUUUGGUGCCCUGAAUCAGAAAUCUCUAAGGCUAACUCUUCCAAGUGUUUACACUGCUCAAAUAGCUGUUUUCAAUAAUCAGAGAAAAUUGCUGUGUUUUCCAGAACAAGGACAAGGAAAGAAGCACUGGGAGGACAGAGCUAUGAAAGUAGGCUGGGAAAGUGCUGCACUGGAUGUUAUCACACCAUUAAUCAUGCAUUUUCAGAGUACAGUGACACAUGAUUAUGCCAGCACAGGUUCUCAGAGCUGCUAACAGCUUCCUUCCACCUCACCAAAAUAAACUGCCCACAGAAAGUUGGGAUGGUUACCUAUGAGAGGGUGAAGUUUCGAAAUUGCAGAAGUGCUAUGACACUAUGCUUCAGCCUAGGAAACAUUUGAGAGGUACUUAACAAGCUGGUUCUUAAUUAUUUUUCUUAAACAGAUAAAUUUUCAGUAUCAUGAAGUAUUUAAGUUAAGAUAAAACACUGAAAAGUGACAGCGCCUACAACCUACAAGCCUUCAGGGAAAAAACCCAAUGAAAUAGUUUUUGUAAUCAACAUCUCAUCUGUAGUAUCCCCCCUACCUAUUUAAGAGAGAGAGCAUUUAAUCUCCUACUUGAAUUCAUUUAAACAAAUACCCUGAACAAUCAGAUCUAACUUUUAAGACUGGCCUUGAUAGAGAAUAGUACCUUACAUCUUAAAUUCUAACAAGAAAUCCUGCUGCACCUUUUUACCCAAAGGUACAUGUUGAAGAUGAUCACAUGUAACUUACCACCACAGACUUGCAUUUAAAAAAUAUCAACGCUCAUGGCAGCUUGUUUUUACCAGUGGGAUUUUUGCUUAACAUGGGAUGACAUGAAGCUGGAGCCUCAGUGACUCAAAUUCUGACUCAUAAGACUAACAAAUUAAGUCCCUGUAUAUAAAGCAGAUGAUGAUGAUGAUGUGCCUGCUUUUAAUUGUAAAUCAUGCUUGAAGUUUCAGCUAUGAUUCCCAGAAAUCCAAGAUAAGCAUCAUCAUUUUCAAUCAAUACCAGGUUGGAAGGAAACCAGUGAUCAUCUGGUUCAACCUUUCUUGGAAAAAAGCCCAAUCUAGACGUGAUGGCCCAGCACUCUGUCCAGCUAAGUCUUACAAGAGUCUGACACUGGGGAAUCCACCACUUCCCUGGGAAGAUUCUUCACAAUGAGAACAAUCAACUAGUGGAAUAG